AUGGCUUCUCGAAUCUUCUCACGUGCUCUAAUUUUCUUCUUUUCACUCAUCUCCGCCUCUUUUGCGGCCCAUGGCGGCGGAGGGGCGGCGACGGUGGAACUGUGGUGCGUGGCCAAGAAUAACGCUGAGGAUGCGGCCCUGCAAUCAGCAUUGGACUGGGCAUGUGGGCCCGGAGGAGCGGAUUGUGGACUCAUUCAGAAUAAUGGGCCCUGCUACGACUCGUCGGACAUCCAGCGCACGGCGUCGUAUGCCUUCAAUGACUACUUUCUCAAGCAUGGCCUUACAGAGGAUAGCUGCAAUUUUAGUAACACUGCCGCUCUCACUUCUCUUAACCCUAGUCACAGCAAUUGCAAAUUUCCAUCAAGCUUAAGCACAAGUAACGUGGGCAUUACAGGGUCGGUGACUGCAGGGCAAGCUAAUGGAGAUCUGACUAGCAGUCAUUCUAAUAUUAACAGAUUGCAUCGAGGAUUAUUCACACUUCCUUUAUUAUUUGGGAUCAUAUUAAUUUUCUGA
Messenger RNA from Fraxinus pennsylvanica, 513 nucleotides. The record is from the annotation of a GenBank genome assembly. NCBI's taxonomy places the organism in Eukaryota, Viridiplantae, Streptophyta, Magnoliopsida, Lamiales, Oleaceae.